AUGUGCAAACAGAUUCUUUUUAAUAAUACUGUGAAUACCUUUAUCCCUAAACCCGUUGAAGAACGAAUAUCCAGAGUAGAAGUCAACAUCAGCAAAAACAAUGUUGUGGAACACAAAGAGUCUGUGGUCCUCAGCUGCAGUUUCACUGGUACGCAUGAAACAGUACAGUGGAUCAAGGACAACAAAGCAAUUGAAAUAAAACCUGGAAUUGAGUUGUCAAAUAAUAAUCUGUCCUUACACAUACGCAAUGCUUCCAGAGAACAUAUUGUGAAAUACAGCUGUAAUGCCAGCAAUGCUAUUAGUUACAGUAUAAGUAACUCACAGCACCUAAAUGUAUACUAUUCUCAUCUUGAAAAUGGAAUCCUUUCUGCAGGAGCUAUUGUAGGGAUUUCUAUUGGGGUUGUGGUAAGCUUAGCUUUAAUUCUGACUGUUGGGGCAGUCCUGCUGAAGAAAUUCAGAAUGCCUGAUGAAAACAGAUCAAAUGCCAGUAAUGUCAGGACAUAUGAAAAUUUUAAUGUUUCAAAUGGACUGCCCAUAUAUGAGAAUCGCCUUCCAGAUGUACAUUGUCAGUUGUUGUUCAAUGCUAGUAAAAACUCUACUAUAGUCAUACUUAUACCUGCCAAAAUCUAA
Protopterus annectens (West African lungfish) is the source of this 630-nucleotide messenger RNA. RefSeq names its product carcinoembryonic antigen-related cell adhesion molecule 21-like. NCBI's taxonomy places the organism in Eukaryota, Metazoa, Chordata, Ceratodontiformes, Protopteridae. The transcript has 5 exons. The coding region runs from base 1 to 630 and encodes 209 amino acids. The record is from RefSeq and is a predicted model, not a curated record.